AGAAGAGCGUAUAGUCUAUCAAGUCAAUUAUAUCAUCGAAUGCAGAGGCGUAGGAGUGGAGGGACCGAUCGGUUUAACCACGUAUAAAUACUCAUAAAUGAGCAAUUCAUCCGAUAAAUUUGAACAGUGUUAAUCAUUCACUUGUUAAGGUUGCAAGUUCUCUAUCACAAGCUUCAACAUGCAGAAAUUCGUAGCAUUAUUCUGUCUAGCUUUUGCUCUAGUCGAAUCGAUCCCAGUUGGAGAACAACAGGUUCCUAUUGUGAAACAACUUGCCGAAGUUAACUACGACGGAACCUUCAAGAACUCCUAUGAAACUGGUAAUGGUAUCAUAGUCGAUGAAAGCGGAUACGUCAAGCAAGUUGGUCCAGAGGUAGCCCAAGUUAUCCAAGGUUCCAGCGCCUACACUUCACCAGAAGGCCAAGUCAUCCAACUUCAAUACAUCGCCGACGAAAACGGUUACCAACCACAGGGUGCUCAUUUGCCAACCCCACCCCCAGCUGACCCGGUUAUCUUGAAAUCCCUGGAAUACUUGGCCAGUUUGCCAAGCACCCCAGAACCUAAAUACCAGUAAAUUAUUCCAAUUUUGAAUAGUAAUCUCAAUACGUACGUAAAUUCGAGUGCUCAUGAUCUUGGUAAUAAUAAUAUAGGAUUCUGAGUACCUCAUCCGAGUAGAUAAUCCUGCCAUAUCAUAUUUCAUCUAUUUUCCCCUAGAUCCCAGAAAUAUAAAAAAAUGAGAUCUCAGUAUUUCUAUAAUCGUUCCAUCGUUUUUUUAUAUUUCUCGACGUGUAAUUUGUGUAAAGAAUCUGUUAUGUUUUCAUAUAAAUAUAAUUAAUAAUACGUU
Messenger RNA from Planococcus citri (citrus mealybug), 841 nucleotides. RefSeq names its product endocuticle structural glycoprotein SgAbd-4-like. Gene Ontology annotation, molecular function: structural constituent of chitin-based larval cuticle. Gene Ontology annotation, cellular component: chitin-based extracellular matrix. The record is from RefSeq and is a predicted model, not a curated record. The transcript has 3 exons. NCBI's taxonomy places the organism in Eukaryota, Metazoa, Arthropoda, Insecta, Hemiptera, Pseudococcidae. The coding region runs from base 179 to 571 and encodes 130 amino acids.